This is a messenger RNA of Nicotiana attenuata, 1722 nucleotides long. RefSeq lists its product as uncharacterized. NCBI's taxonomy places the organism in Eukaryota, Viridiplantae, Streptophyta, Magnoliopsida, Solanales, Solanaceae. The record is from RefSeq and is a predicted model, not a curated record. The coding region runs from base 1 to 1722 and encodes 573 amino acids. The transcript is spliced from 4 exons. Gene Ontology annotation, biological process: DNA integration. Gene Ontology annotation, molecular function: nucleic acid binding.
AUGACUCGACCCUUGCCUAAUCUGAACCAAGCUUAUGCUAUGAUAGUUAAUGUGGAGAGUGAAAGAGUUAAUGGAAAAGUUGUAUUUGCUGAAGGUAAUGAAACUGCUAUGAGGAGUAAUAAGGUGUAUACUGGAGGUUAUAAUAGUGGAGGACAGACUAACAAUAAUCCUAAUGGAGGUUAUACAGGUGGAUAUAAUGGUGGAGGACAAACUAACACUAAUUUCAGUGGAGGCUAUAGACCUAGAAACUCAUUUAGUAAAGGUGUUGUUUGGUGUGACUACUGUAAAUAUAAGGGUCACACUAGAGAAAACUGUUUUAAGCUUCAUGGUUAUCCAUCUGACUUCAAAAAUAAGAGAAAAGGAGGGGCACAAAAUGCCCAGGCUAACAGUGUGACAAGUUCUGGUGUUCCAACUUCAGAGAUACAGGGUCAAGGACAUCAGACACCAACCUCUCCAGCUUACUUAUUUACUCAGGAACAGUACCAGCAGAUUCUGCAUUUGCUGAACAAGGGUAAGGAAGCUAAACCUAUUGCCAAUGCUGUCACUACAGGAACAACAUGUAGUAUACAUGCAUGUAUGACAAGCUUGAUGCAUAGGAACUGGAUUAUAGACACAGGAGUAACAAACCAUAUGGAACUCUCAAGUGGGAAGGUGUUGGGGAUUGGUAAGGAAGAGUUGGGUCUGUACAUUCUCAAGGCAGAAGACAGAACAAUACUCAAUCACCAAGGCACUCAUUCCAAUUCAAUUGUACAUACCAUUCCAGGUGACACCAAUAAAUGUAGUAAUCUAGCAAAUAAUAAGACUUGUGUUGUAUCUUCUUUGUGGCAUCAAAGAUUAGGACAUGCUCCUUUAAAGGUUUUGAGAUCGGUAGAUGCUUUGCAUAAUAUGCAGCUGAAGGAACAUCAUUGUACCGUGUGUCCUAUAGCUAAGCAAUCAAGACUACCUUUCCCUACUAGUUCUUCUUGCUCUAAGUAUAUCUUUGAUAUUGUACAGGGUGAUGUUUGGGGACCCUAUAGGGUGCCAACACAUGAUGGCAAGAGAUAUUUUUUGACCUUGGUAGAUGAUUACUCUAGAUACACCUGGCUAUUUUUACUGCAUUCUAAGUCAGAUACAGUUGAGGUGAUCAAAAGCUUUAUAGCAAUGGUUUCAACACAGUUUGAUCACAGACUCAAAUGUCUAAGAACAGACAAUUGCACAAAGUUCUUUAAUGACCAAAUGCAGAUCUUGUUAAAGACUCAAGGUAUAGUACAUCAAAGUUCUUUCACAUAUACCCCUCAACAGAAUGGGGUCGUUGAGAGAAAGCACAGGUCUAUCCUAGACAUGGCUAGAGCACUCAGAGUUGUAGAACAACCUACACAACCAAGUGUUGGCCUUGAUGAUUCUUCUUCUGCUGAUGCUGAGUUUCCUGCAGCCUCAUCUAGCCAUCACUCUACUGAUGAAGUUGAAACUUCUUCUUCCUCUAUCUCAGCUCCUCUAGAUCUUGCUAUUGUGGAACCCAAAUCCUUCUCAGAAGCCAGUAGGGAUCCCAAGUGGGUUGAGGCUAUGCAAGCUGAAAUCAUAGCUCUUGAAGAAAAUAGCACUUGCUCUAUUGUUCUUCUCCCUCCUAGCAAGGUUCCUAUAAGUUGUGAGUGGGUGUUUCAAGUCAAAUACAAGUCAUCUGGUGAAGUGGAGAGGUAUAAGGCCAGGUUGGUGGCCAAAGGUUACAGUCAACAAGAAGGAUAA